This is a messenger RNA of Syzygium oleosum, 549 nucleotides long. RefSeq lists its product as uncharacterized. The transcript has 2 exons. The coding region runs from base 1 to 549 and encodes 182 amino acids. The record is from RefSeq and is a predicted model, not a curated record. Lineage: Eukaryota; Viridiplantae; Streptophyta; Magnoliopsida; Myrtales; Myrtaceae.
AUGGGCUGUUUUUUCAGCAGAGGUCGCGAGAAGACGAAAAGCCAGCCACCCACUUGGAUCCCCGCCCAACCGCCCAUUUAUCAGGGCGGAUCUGCCAAAAAGAGCGGCAUCGGCAGGGACGGCGGCACGGCUAUUCUUGCUGGUGCAGGUGCUGCCGUAGUUGCCACCGCUGCUGUGGCCACGAUUUUGGACAGUACUGAUCGCGGCGGUGGCGCUUGUGGUGGUUCUGGUGGAGGAGCUUCUGGUGAUGGAGGAGGGGGCGGCGGAGGGUGUGGCGGAGGCGGAUGCGGCGGAGGCGGGUCGCGAGAAGACGAAGAAAACGAAGCCACCCACUGCUCGACGGCCGUUUAUCAAUGCAGAUCCGCCAAAAAGAGCGGCGUCCGCAGAGACGGUGGUGCAGGCGCAGCAGUAGCAGCCACUGCUGCUGCGGCCACGAUCAUUUACAGUACUAAUGGUGGUGGCGGCUGCGCUUGCGGUGGUUCUGGUGGAGGAGCUUGUGGUGGUGGUGGAGGUUGCGGUGGAGGGUGCGGCGGCGGUUGUGGUGGCUGA